AUGACCGUAUCAACGGAAGCCGCCCAUCAAGAGGUUGAGCGUGCGUCUCUCGACAAGCACUGCUAUCUCUUUGGCCAGAAAAUCACCCACUCUCUGUCUCCGUUUCUUCAUCAAGUCAUCUACGACCAUCUUAACCUCCGCUGGGCUCAGCUCCGCCUCGACUCAUCAGACCUACGGCUAUUUCUAGACUUGAUUCAGCACCCAUCAUGCUACGGUGCAUCCGUUACAAUGCCCAACAAGGUAGCGAUUCUGCCGUACCUCGACGAAAUGACAGACGAGUGCCGUGAUGUGGGAGCCUGCAACACAGUCUACUUCAAGGAACGAGAUGGGCAGCGGAUAUUGUGUGGCACAAACACAGAUGUCAUCGGCAUCCGCGACUCUUUCCUCUACAACGUCAAGGACCCAGCAUCGACAUACCACGACAGACCUGCUCUCGUCAUUGGCGGCGGAGGGGCCGCACGCAGUGCCAUCUAUGCGCUGAGAAAGUGGAUGAAGGUCAAAGAGAUAUACCUCGUGAAUCGCGAUGCGUCCGAGGUCGAAGCCGUCAUUCGAGACUGCACAUCCAGAGGCUACGGAAACGGUCUCUUACACGUUGCCACGGUCGAGCAGGCUAUGGAAGCUGAGGGGCCCGGUGCUAUCGUUGCAUGCAUACCGGAUUUGGCACCGCGAACGAGCGGCGAGGUACUAGCAAGGAGGAUUACGGAAAUACUGCUGGACAAGAAGCACAAGGGCGCAAUGCUUGAGAUGUGCUAUAACCCUACGCCGUUUACUGCUUUGGGGAUGCUUGCGGAGAGAAAAGGCUGGACGGUCAUUCUGGGAACUGAGGCGCUGAUAUGGCAGGGGCUGGAGCAAGACACGUACUGGACAGGGAAUACGAUUGAUGCCCUGCCAGCCGAGAAGGUGAAGGCGGCUAUCGCGGAAAUUGUAGCACAUAGAGCACAAGCAAAGCUGUAG
Messenger RNA from Trichoderma reesei QM6a, 954 nucleotides. RefSeq lists its product as uncharacterized. Lineage: Eukaryota; Fungi; Ascomycota; Sordariomycetes; Hypocreales; Hypocreaceae. The record is from RefSeq and is a predicted model, not a curated record. Bases 1 to 954 code for a protein of 317 amino acids. The transcript has 2 exons. Gene Ontology annotation, molecular function: shikimate 3-dehydrogenase (NADP+) activity. Gene Ontology annotation, biological process: chorismate biosynthetic process; shikimate metabolic process.